Messenger RNA from Hypoxylon fragiforme, 1944 nucleotides. RefSeq lists its product as uncharacterized. The record is from RefSeq and is a predicted model, not a curated record. Lineage: Eukaryota; Fungi; Ascomycota; Sordariomycetes; Xylariales; Hypoxylaceae. The coding region runs from base 1 to 1944 and encodes 647 amino acids. The transcript is spliced from 7 exons.
AUGCGCCUCAUACUCCCCAUCUGCCUUUAUUUCCUACACCUAGUUCAGCUGGGGCGUGGCGAGAAUGAGGGACCGAGUUAUCAACCUGAGAGCAAAAGGCUCAACCCAGGGAUCGAGUCUUUAAUCAGGUUCAAACAGAAAACCCCCUCAGCUAUCAGACGCAGUGUGGGAGCCGUCGCCGCAAGUGCGAGCCCCUGCAACGAAGGGUUUGAGAAGCCCGAGUAUCGAUUUGCUCGGUUCCAGUUCAACAAGACGGCCACCGAAGCAGGGGAGAGGAGCAUGACACAUUUCCUAUUGCACGACUACGUCAAUGAGGAAUCUACGUCGUGCACAACGCCUUACUUACAGGAUCCGAAUGCGCCGACGUGGAAUAGAUGCGAGGGUAGUCCUGAAGAGGGAAAACCAAAGACUGUGUUCAAGUAUACGCCUGCGAGCAAUGAGCUUGAAAUCAACCAGUUGUGGGUGUGUGAAGCUGAGAAUAAGACGCAUCCCCAUCUUUAUUAUUCAUCAGGGAAAGUAGACCUUACAAAACUCCUGCAAUGCGUCGACGAUGACCCACAGACCAAGUGUACGGUCUUGGACGACACGGCCACCCCGUUCACCAGCGACUACGUAACUCCCGUCUGGAAAUCCGGUGACGUGGAGAUAAUACCACCCUCGAAGGAACCUGUCACGGAGACACCGUGGAACGAGACUCCUUGUGUCGGCCUCUCGUUUAGCUAUCCGGAUUGGGAUGUACAGGACUUUACUUACGAGGAAGGAGAGGCGAGCUUUCGCUUGAACAAUCAUGGCAACAAUGGAUCAGUGGCAUGCGCGGUCCAGGAGGGCGAUUGGUCUGACUGCGGCGAUAACUCGACAAGUGUACGGUACGUCGAGCAGACGGGGGAGCUUUCGGUCAACCAGACCUGGGUUUGUAAUGGAGGAGAAGAAUACCCACAUGACGUGACAUUCCGGGCCGUCGGCACAACAUCAAUCGGUAGUACCUCAACGGAGUCGACCUACAUCAAAGGAUCGCUCCUCGAGCCCAUCGAAAUGACCCCCCGCGUCUCUCCCGAAGGCGUCAACCACCCGAACUGCCUCGAGACAUCCGAGACCCCAUCAUGGACCGUCACCUCGUGGGUCUGGAACGAGAAGUUCCUGAACCAGUACAACACCGGCAACCUGACCGUCACAUUCUCCAACCCGGCGACCGGCUUCGAGACAAGGUGCAGCGGCAACGGGGAAGAGCUUAAACCGCGACGGCAGAUACGGCAACGACAGGUGAUGGGGGUGUGCUCUGGCUCGGACCCCAAAAGGGCCAAGUUCAAAGCCACCGGAUCCGCGCACACAACCCUAUCCUGCACCUGGACCAACGACAGCACGUCCAACCUCCGCACCAAAACCUGCACGCAGACCCUCCCCCCCCCUCGCCGUCCCCGGAACCGUCGAAACCCGCACCUCUCUCCUCCCCCCCCGGACACCUUCCUCGAGGUCGCCCCCUCAGGCCACAGCUGCACCACCGCCUCGCUCCUCGCGCCGCUCCUCCUCGCGCUCCGACGCCGUGUACGCGGCGCCCGCCCCCUUCUCCGCCGCGACGCGCGGCCGGGGAGGUGGUACGAGUGCAGGGAUUAUGAUGCGGGUGGUGGUGGUGGUGGUGGUGGUGGGGCGCCGACGUCGAGCUCGUGGGAGAGGAACAGUAUCGAGUGCAAGUGGCAGCUGGACCUGGCGACGGGGUAUUUUGCGGUGAACCAUACGUGGCUUUGCGAUGAUAAGGAUGCGGCGAAUCCGAUCGUCUUCAAAGCGGUGGGGAGCCGGUUCUACGACUUCUCGUGCUAUAUCGCCUGGGACGACGACGAGAUUGCGUGCGGUCCGACGGGGCUGGACGCGCCGCCUGUCUUGCCGACGUACUUGACGUGGGAGAGUGUGCCGGCUGCGGAGCUGAAGGGUUAUUAUACUGGUCUUUAA